UCCCUUUUUUCUUUACAAAUUUCAAAAUCUCAUCACUGAAACAAAAGCCCUAAAAUCGAACAAACCCUAACCCCUCUCUUCUCUCUGUGUUCCUACUCGAUCCGCCACCAUUAAUCCCCAAUGAAGAAGAGAAGUCGGGAGCCCAAACCCUUAAUUCCAGCUCUCGCCGCCGCCACUGGCCCCACCCUCAUCAAGCACUUGGCCUCGUGCAGCACCUCCGUCAGAUCUCAAUCUCUGCGUCUGCUUCAGUCAUGGCUCGCCGCCCAAUCGCAGCAGCUCUCCGACUCCGACGUCAAGAAGCUCUGGAAAGGCCUCUUUUACUGCCUCUGGCACGCCGACAAGACCCCCAAUCAGGUUGCCCUAAUCGAUCGUCUCAUUUCUCUCUUCCAUUCGCUGCAGCCCGCCGUUUCAUUGGAGUUUUUCCGCGGGUUUCUGGUCACGCUUCGCCGGGAAUGGCCCGGAAUUGACCGGCUGCGGUUGGAUAAGUUCUACUUGCUCAUACGCCGUUUUGUUAAAGCCUUGUUUGGUUUGAUGAGGUUGAGGAAGUGGGAUUUGGGUGUUUUGAGGGAAUAUUUUGGGGUUCUUGAGAGUGAUGCUUUGUUGGCGGAUGAUAACUUGCAGGGGAAUGGGGUGAAUUAUCAUCUGGCGUCUGUGUUUUUGGAGGAAUUAGCGGCUCUUGGAUUUCCGGUGCAGAAGGAGGUGGUUGAUGUGAUUUUGGGGCCAUUUUUUGCGGUUUUGAUGAGGGGAACUGAUAAGAUUUUGUUAGGGAAGGUGAAGAGUAACCUAUUUGAUGAGCUGGUAAAGGCGGGAACUGAACUUUUGUCGAAGAAGAAGUUGGGGGAGGGUUGCGAUGAAAGCAAAGGGACUGCUUUGUUGGGUGUGGUUGCUUUGAAGAUGUGUUUGUCUGGGAAACUUUAUGAGGUUACUUCGUCUGUCGAUUGCAUUCAGGGAAAUAGGAAGGUUGUAUUGGGGCUGCAUGAGCAGUUUUUGAAGCUGGAGAAGGAAUUAGAAUCAUCUGGUAUUGAAAUUUGUAUACCUGAAUACAACGAAGAUGAUGAUACAGAGGUUCCCCAGUUGAUACCUGUUGAUUUUGAGGAUAAUGUGGACGGAGGGUCUCAGGAAGGAACUACUGAGGAUGUGGUUUGUGAUGAUCAGUUGGAUAAUGAAAUGGAGAAGAAGAAGAGGAAGAGUAAGAAGGCUAAAAAGGGGAAAGAUGGGGAUGAUAAGAAAAAGAAGAAAAAGAAACGAAAGGGUGUUGAGAAUAAAUUAUCUGAUGAAGCUGAACAAAAUGGUGAUUUGAUUAGUGGCUCUGAGAAUAUGGAAUUGGAUAGUGGUUCGGGCGAUAUUCUAAGCAAUUGCAUGGAGAAUGAGUUGAAUGAAACCGUGAUACUGAAUCUUCAGAAACAGUUUGAGAAAGUUGCUGCGGAAAUGGAUCCUGAAAGUGGUGAUGAUUCAGAUUCAUCCCCUGUUCCUGCAAUUGCUAAGAAACCUAGUAAGAGAGCAAAGAGGGCAAAGGUGGAACACGAACAGGAGCUUGGUGAUGUGAACACUAAUGAAACUGCAGAUAGUGGAGAUCAUGCUGAUGGAAAGAGUGCGGAGAAGAGUUGCAAGAAGGUUAGGUUUUCCAUGAAGAACAACUUGGUUUGGAAGCCACAGACUCCUCUGCCUCCGGAGAGUCUAAGGUUACCUCCAUCAGUUACUCCUAGGGGUAGUGCAUUGAAGAAGGGGGUGCCCCCAGGACCCGUUGUGGAGAUGCCACCUGCCAAGAAAAAGGCCAAGAAGAAGAAAGCUCAAAAUAGAUUGAAGGCGAGGCCAUCAACCAUGAUCAAGAAGCGGAAGAGGGUGCAACCCAAAUCAAGCUGAUGGUGUUGCAGAUUAUUGUGACCAGCCUGUCUAACUUAUGGGAUUUCCAUUCAGAGCUUCGCCCAGGAACUGAAAUAGGAAAAAAAAGAUGAUAAAAUACCUAGUGUUUCAAGAAAACAGUGCCAAAACUAUUUUAGAAGAUGUAUAUGUUCUACUUGCUUUAUAUCACUUUGUUGGUUGAUGACUGUAUAACCUGUUGAGUUUAAUACGAGUUUGGGUGAAAGUGAAAUGCCUUUAUUAA
Molecule: messenger RNA, 2104 nt
Organism: Salvia hispanica
Lineage: Eukaryota; Viridiplantae; Streptophyta; Magnoliopsida; Lamiales; Lamiaceae
Biological process (GO): rRNA processing
Cellular component (GO): preribosome, small subunit precursor; nucleus
Source: RefSeq, a predicted model, not a curated record